Messenger RNA from Arachis duranensis, 636 nucleotides. RefSeq names its product plant UBX domain-containing protein 8-like. The transcript is spliced from 6 exons. Bases 1 to 636 code for a protein of 211 amino acids. NCBI's taxonomy places the organism in Eukaryota, Viridiplantae, Streptophyta, Magnoliopsida, Fabales, Fabaceae. The record is from RefSeq and is a predicted model, not a curated record.
AUGGAAAUCAAAGUGGCAACUCCGUCGCAAAACGACGUCGCUUACUUCAUGCGAAUGACCGGCGCACCCGAGUCUCUUGCACUCCAAAGGAUAGAGGAAUCGGGAGGAAACGUGAAUGAAGCUAUUAAUGCUCAUUUCCGGCAAUAUAAUAAUAGUACAAUGUUUAGACCGUCACUACUACUUAAUAGAAUUUAUAAGAGAAGAGAACUUAUUAGAGAUUCACCUAAUGGGAUUAAUGGUGCUAGUGAUAGUAAUUUACAUUCACCACAAUAUGCUGUUUCUACAAGUCAAAAUGAAACCGAAAAUUCGUCACGUGAAGCUCGUGAUUAUCAUUACAAUGACCAUUAUUCAUCAGAUCCCAGUGUCUCACAGCAUGUAUCUGAUAAUGAUGUUGAGGAAGAUAUGAUUCGAGCUGCAAUUGAGGCUUCAAUGAGUACCAAUGUUAAUGGUUCAUUGGACGAUGAUGAUUUGGCUGAAGCACUUUCACUGUCCUUAAAGACUGCGGCUGAAGAAGAAGAAGAACGUGAAUUUAUAGUUAAAGAAAUAAUAAGCAAGAUAGAGCAAAGCAAAGCAACAACAGCAGAAGAAUCGGACAUGAGUAUCAUACUGCCGCAUGAAUAUAUAUCACAAGAAUAA